AUGACGCCCUUGCUGUCGAACUUGGCGGCUCCGCCUCCCCACGUAUCUCCUGCCUGGUUCAGGGAGGAGAGGAGAUCGGCGCGUCGCGCCGCCUGUCUGAAACUCUUCUUCGCGUUCAUCGCAUCCUUCGUCAUCGUCGCACUGAUCUUGGGGCUGCAAUGUCUCCUUAAAUCCUUCUUUCUGAGCGCAGUUCUCGGGCUUGCACUGCUCCUUUUCACGCUCUACUGCCUCACCCUGGCGCUUGUGUUCCCAGGCAGCAACGCCAUUUUCCAGUGGCACACGCAGCAGCAGCUGGGAUCGGAGGCGGCGAGCGAGCUGCUCAGCCGCCUUCGCUCGCUCGAGCUGUAUCUGCUCUACCUUCUCUCCUUGCCCUUUCCAGGCAUUUCGGAGAAGCAAAAAAAAGACGUCAUUCUCUCAGCCUCGAAAUCCUGCCUCGCACGCUAUCUUGCAACUCCCAUCGUCUGCACCCGCCGCGGCGUCUUGCCGCUGCUCAGCUUUCCAGGGGCCGCUCGCGAAAGCGUCGCUUUCGCUGUAAGCGAUGCUGCUGCCUCCAGAGCAAGCCUCUCCGAGUGCUACCUCUUCCUUGCCUCGCACCUCUUGUCGCUCCAAGAGCUGCAUCUCAAAGCCGACGCGCUGCUGCGGCUCCAGCAGCAGCGCCAGCAGCAGGAUGCCGCAGCAGGGGCAGGAGACGCAGCAGCCUCCAGCGGCACGCCUGGCUGGAUCGAGCAGCAAAAAGCUCGAACCGCCCUGUCAUGGCUGCAGGAGGCUCUUGCCUUCUCAGUCGCGUCUCUCCUGUCUCACCUUGCUGCGAUCUCCCUGACGCAGUCUCCUCCAUCCGCAGAAGACGCCUCCUGCCUCCUGGAAGCUCCCAGCAAGGCGUCAGCGCCUCGUUCUCGGGGAGGCGCAAGCGCUGCUCUUUCUCCCCCCCCCCUGGCCGCUCUGCGGCUAGCCACGCCUGCCGACAUUCUGUCUUGCGCCGCCGCUUUGAACCACUUGCAGGCUGUCGCGCUGCUGCUGCUGCCCUUCCAGAGCACUCAGCAGCAGACAGGAGGCUCUUCGCAGCAGCAGCAGCUGCUGCUGCAGAAAAAGCCCUUUGUUGCGCGCGUGCUGCUGCUGCUCUUCCGCUUUCUAGCCGCUCAACCUUUGGUCUCGCCUCCUCUGCUGCAGCAGCAAGCUGCACGCGGAGGCGCGUUCGGAACUGCCACCGAAGGCGUAGAAGUGUGGCUGCCUGUGCUGCAGCAGCGCAGGCGAGCAUGCCUUGCUGCUGCCUUCUGCAAGGCAUGGACGGCUGCUGCUGCACGCUUGCGCCGAUUGCUGCCGCCGGCGCUGCGCCUGCUUUGGCCUCCUCCGUCCAAAGUGGUGUACAUACAGUGCUUGUUCGUUCCCGCUCCAGGCAGUCACUGGCUGCUGCCAAGCAGCUGCUGCUGCCCUCCUGCUGUCGCAGCCGCUGCUGCGGAGGCGGCGCCUUACGACUUUUGCUACCCCCCGAGCCGCUGCUGCUGCUCCCGCCAGUCGGGAGCUGUGGCGCCUGCAGCAAGCCAUCUUGCAUCUCCUGAAUUUCCGCCGUUCAAGCAACAAAAACAGCAACAAGAGGGCAGUCGCGCGUGUGGCGCCGCUACUGCCCUCCUAGCAGCAGCCAGGAGCGCAUGCAGCAGCCCAUUUAAACGCCUCCUCGGAUCGAUCAGUCCCUUGCACGAGCACCAGCAGCACCAUCGAGGCGCAGACAGAACGGCAGCAGAGACGGAAGGGCUCCUCGCAGACGCAGAAAAUUCAGACGAGGGGAGUUGUCGUCUCCCCCUGCGGUUCACGUGUGGCUGCAGCACUAACCAGCAUCCUCGCAUCAGCAGCGCAGCCGCUGCAGCGGCUGCACAUGUACCGAUAGGAGGCGAUAUUGUCAUUGCAUUCAAUCCUAACGCAGGAUCUAUUGAAAUGGCUCUUGCUGGCGGAAGUCCAGAGAUGGAAAGCUAUUUAAAAAAGGGCUUUAGUGUGCUGAUUUCGAACUACCGGGGAUGCUCGUCCUCUGCUGGCAGCAUCUCUUUACCCAGCGUCCUCAACGACGCUGUUUCAAUUUAUAAGUUCGCUGCUGGACUUAUAGGUGCUCGUCGUACAGCGCUUCAUGGUCGCUCUAUUGGUGGACUCCCUGCGACUUACGCUGCCUGUGUGGCUUCAAUUUUGCAGCAGCGACAGCAGCGCGUUGCUGCUGCUGCUGCUGCUGCUGCUAUCGCUUUGCCGAGCUGCGCAGUGGCGACGCGGGAGGUCAGCGCCUCCAGCAGCAGCACGACUUGCAGCACAGCCGAUCCCAGCAGUGAGGGGUCGAUGAGUCGCGCUGAUGCGGCGCUUGCGCCUGUAGAAUUUUUAUGCGUUGACAGGAGCUUUUCCUCCCUUGACAAGGCAGCAGAGACGCUUUUCGGGUGGGAGGCUUCAUUGGCAGUUCGUGUAACAGCGCGCGUUAGUGCCUUAGCGUCUGACUCUUGGAGCAGCACGUCCGACAGCUUUUGCAGCAGCUGCGGCAUGCUGACACAAGCAAGGAACGAAGUGCACUGCAGUGUCUGCAGAGAGCUGCUACUGACGCUCAAAGAAGAAGGCAGCAGCAGCAGCAGCAGCAGCAGCAGCAGCGCUGGGCAUUGUGGCAAAGUAGCAGCAACUGCAACUGCAACUGCAGCAGCAACUGCAAGUGCUGCAGCUGCAGCUGCUGCAGAAUGCAUGCAACGGGCGUGUUCAGCCUCGGCUUUUGACGCUGUUCGCUGCAGAAAAGUGAUUAUUGCAUCACCGCAUGAUGAGAUUAUCGGGGAGUGCGCUUCUUUGAAGAACCAGCCACUUCCUGGCUUGCCUUCAUGCGCAGCCUUUUCCGUGUAA
This is a messenger RNA of Cyclospora cayetanensis, 2856 nucleotides long. RefSeq lists its product as uncharacterized. The record is from RefSeq and is a predicted model, not a curated record. Lineage: Eukaryota; Apicomplexa; Conoidasida; Eucoccidiorida; Eimeriidae. The transcript has 7 exons. The coding region runs from base 1 to 2856 and encodes 951 amino acids.